Molecule: messenger RNA, 1600 nt
Organism: Pieris rapae (cabbage white)
Lineage: Eukaryota; Metazoa; Arthropoda; Insecta; Lepidoptera; Pieridae
Gene: Vps29
Product: vacuolar protein sorting-associated protein 29
Exons: 4
Coding region: 185-733 (182 amino acids)
Biological process (GO): intracellular protein transport; retrograde transport, endosome to Golgi
Cellular component (GO): retromer complex; endosome
Source: RefSeq, a predicted model, not a curated record
GUGGACAUUUGACAGAAGCCGGAAACCAAAAUAAUUAAAUAACUUUUGUGGGAGUUUUUCUAGUUAUCUCAUGGUCCAUUUUAAUUAUUGAGAAUUAUUUUAUAUUUUAGUGGGCAUUACAUUACAUUACAACAGAGAUUGUGAACGUAUUACAUACAGUCUCUAGAGCAAUUAAUUAUACAUUAUGUUGGUAUUAGUCCUUGGUGAUUUGCACAUUCCGCAUCGUUGCAGUAGCUUACCUGCCAAAUUUAAGAAACUGUUGUUGCCUGGUCGUAUACAACAUAUUCUCUGUACUGGUAAUCUAUGUACAAAAGAAUCAUAUGACUAUUUGAAAACACUUGCCAGUGAUGUACAUGUUGUUAGAGGUGAUUUUGAUGAGAACACCACAUAUCCAGAGCAAAAAGUUAUAACAGUUGGUCAGUUCAGAAUUGGUCUUAUUCAUGGUCAUCAAGUUGUGCCAUGGGGAGAUGAAGAAUCUUUAGCUCUAAUACAGCGUCAGCUAGAUGUAGAUAUAUUAAUCUCCGGGCAUACCCACAGAUUUGAGGCUUAUGAACAUGAAAACAAGUUUUAUAUAAACCCUGGAUCAGCAACUGGUGCAUACAAUCCUAUGUUCAGAAAUGCCACACCAUCAUUUGUGUUAAUGGACAUCACUAGCUCAACUGUUGUGACAUAUGUGUAUAAACUGCUCGGUGACGAAGUGAAAGUAGAAAGAAUUGAAUAUAAGAAAGCUUAAACAGUUAUAUUGUAAUCUUAAGAAUUAUUAUGAGGUAGAUAUUACAUGAAAACUAUACAUUUUAUUUUAGGUAUUAAAUGGUUUUGGCAUGGCAUUUGCUAAAUGUAAAUUAUAGUAAGCUGUAAGAAAUGGAAAUCUCUAAUCAAAUGAAAUCAUAUAUUAUUUACUGAAAUAUGAAUUAUUAUAUUUAUUUUAGGUCAGACUUGUUCAUAUGACAGAGUUUAGACAGGUUACCAUCAUGGCAAUAAAGUUAAAUGCAGCUGUAUGAUUAAAGUUCUUUAUUAUAUAAUAAGUGUAGUGUAAGGUGGCUAGAGUGAAGUGUGGGCAAAAGUGCACUUUAAUUGGAACAAUGUCUAUUAUGGCCAUGCCAUCUUACAUUAACAUAACUGUAUUAAAAAUAACAUGAACUGUAUUUAAAAAUAAAUUCUCAGUCUUCUGCAUUUUAAAAGGCACUUAGAAAUUUAAUUUAAUUAUUAGGGCAUUCAAUUGUUUGAGAUGUGUAGAAUCUGUCUGUUUUUGUAAUUUUAGUAUUCAGUCAUUGCAUCUAGGCUUUGUGUACAUAUUGUAUUUGAAAAUUAUUUUAUACCAUACUGUAUUCUUGUUUUGUGUCAUAAUAAUUGAAAAAAUCGUAUUAUUACUUUAAAUCAAUUUUUAUUAUUAUAUAAUGAAUGUAUAUUCAUUCACUCGAGAUUCUAUUCCAACCCAAGAAUUUUUAUGACACCUUUUAAUGAACCAGCUGCCCACUGAAAUAUUUCCGAACCAAUUCGACUUAGGGUCCUUCAACAAGAGAAGAAUCUUUAAAAGCCCGGCAACGCACUCGCAAGCCCUCUAGCAUCGAGAGUGUCCAUAGGCGGCGGUAUGACUUAA